CUGUCAGUUUCAGAGAAGCCGCAGCCCCUGGUCUAUAUGAGCCGCUGUUAUUAGGCAGUAGGAUCAGAGAGCGAAUGGGAAAAGCAAUAUAGAUUUCAAAGUGAGAUGCACCGAGCGCUGCCAGACACAGACAUGGAGGAGUGCGGGAUCUGUUGCUAUGAGUACGGGCCGGGCAGGGAAGCCCACUCGUUGGACGGCUGUGUGCACGUGAUCUGCGCGAGCUGCCUGGGGCACCUGGUGGGCAAAGACGGAACCGUCACGUGUCCAUUCUGCCGCGCGCUUUGUACGUUGCCUAGCAACCUGUUGCACCGACUGUGCGGGGGGAUAGAGAAGGUGCCGAGUCGCACGAGUUGGGUAAAGAAACUUCUCCAGCCCAAGAAGCGUCACCAAGGAAGCCGGAGAGCAGGUGAUAUCAGUAAAGUUGGAGUUAUUUGCCCGUUCUUCCUUUAAGCUGCUCCUCAAUGUGGAAUUCUAACAUUGGAGACGUCCCAGUUGGAGCCACAGGAGUGUUGUUGCAUCCCCAGCUCCAUCCUGAUUUCAUUCAUGGAAAACCAAAUGCUUCUCACAGGAGGAGACCGGCGACAUGGACUGUUGCUUGGUGGGACCUUGGAAACAGAAGUCUCUCCUGUACAUACAAAGUAUUGUAAAGACAUCGGACUCUGAUCGACCGCUGGCGGUGAUUUUUUAUUUAUAAAUGACUUUUAUUUCUGCUGAAAUAGUGAUACAAAUGUCCCAGGAAACGUACUCUGUGUAGGAUAACAUCUUUUUCUAUAAAUGCUUGCAUCAAUAUAAUUAUUAAUGACAAGCUCAUUGUUUGGCUGCCAAGCCUUGUAAAAUGAUAAACAAAUGUAUAUUUUUACAUUUUACUCCUCUGUGUAAUCUACGUUCAAAGAAGUGCAAGCAGUUAGUUAAGCCAGUCACUAAGAUCUGCUUAAAGGGCUGCUUCACCUUUAAGUUCACUUUUAGUAUGUUAUAGAAUGGCCUAUUCUAAGCAGCUUUUCCAUUAGUCUUCAUUGUUUAUCUUUCAUAG
Messenger RNA from Xenopus laevis (African clawed frog), 1030 nucleotides. Its product is annotated as E3 ubiquitin-protein ligase RNF182-like. The transcript has 2 exons. Lineage: Eukaryota; Metazoa; Chordata; Amphibia; Anura; Pipidae. Bases 106 to 450 code for a protein of 114 amino acids. The record is from RefSeq and is a predicted model, not a curated record.